Molecule: messenger RNA, 477 nt
Organism: Fraxinus pennsylvanica
Lineage: Eukaryota; Viridiplantae; Streptophyta; Magnoliopsida; Lamiales; Oleaceae
Source: the annotation of a GenBank genome assembly
AUGGGUUCUUCAGAAGGAAACAACAUCAACGACGGAACCAGUUUUCAGCCAUCGGAGCCGUCUCCUUGCGCCAACGGCUGCGGAUUCUUCGGCUCUGCAGCGACGAUGGGUCUCUGCUCGAAGUGUUACUCUUAUGUACGGAUCGAGAAGGAAGGAGCCGCUUCCGCCAAGAUUGCCAUGGAAAAGAUCGUCGGUAUCGUGGGCCCAUCAUCUGCAGCGGUGGAAGAGAAAGUUGUAAAGGAGGCGGUGACGUCGGUGGUGGCGGCGGAGGAGAAGAAGGUGGUUAGCAAUAGGUGUUUGAGUUGUAACAAAAAGGUGGGCUUGACAGGGUUCAAGUGCAAGUGCGGUAAUUUUUUCUGUGGGACGCACAGGUAUCCGGAGAAGCAUGAUUGUACCUUUGACUUCAAGGUACAAGGAAGGGAAGCUAUUGCCAAGGCUAAUCCUAUAAUAAAGGCUGAUAAAAUUCAAAGGUUUUGA